Messenger RNA from Fusarium redolens, 2169 nucleotides. RefSeq lists its product as uncharacterized. Bases 1 to 2169 code for a protein of 722 amino acids. The transcript has a single exon. Lineage: Eukaryota; Fungi; Ascomycota; Sordariomycetes; Hypocreales; Nectriaceae. The record is from RefSeq and is a predicted model, not a curated record.
AUGCCUGGACUGCCCGGCUUUUCUGACAAUCCCUUCCGGGAUCGUCAUGAUCUAAUACGUGCCGCCACUGCAGUUAUUAAACCAUUAGAGCAAUACAGGUCCAAGUCUAAAGCUCGCGUUAAGCUAUACCCAUCGACUGCUGCGGCUUUUGACGAUGUUGCCGCUCAACUCGAAGGUUUUGCUCGUCCACUAUGGGCAAUAUCAGGUCUUGUGGAUAAGGAUAUCGACCCUUCAAUGCGUUCCUGGAUCCGCGGUAUUGAAGCUGGGGUUGAUCCAGAUAAUCCCGAAUAUUGGGGUCACCUCAGAUCAUUCGACCAGCGCAUGGUUGAGAUGGAAUCGAUAGCUUUCGCCUUAUUGAUGGAGCCUCAAGAAAUCUUGUCAUUCUUGAAACCGGAAUCUAUAAAAAAUCUCAAACAAUGGCUGCAACAAAUUAACAACUUCACUAUGCCGCAAAAUAACUGGCGAUGGUUCCGCGUUCUCGUGAACCUGGCACUGACAAAGGUUUUGGGAUCCGAUAAAGAGAAAGCGAGACAAGCCAUGGAUGCCGAUUUUGAAGUGCUCGAUCAGUUCUACCUCGGAGAGGGCUGGUCGUCGGAUGGAAUUUGGGGAGACGACAGGAAGCAGGCAGAUUACUACUCUGGAAGUUUCGCGAUUCAAUUCGCGCAGCUACUAUAUGUCCGUUGUGCAGUCGACGACGAGGAAAGAGUUGAGAAAUAUCGACAACAAGCGAUAGACUUUGCGUCCGAGUAUUGGAGGUACUUUGACACAAAUGGUGCUGCUAUUCCCUUUGGUCGAAGUAUGACCUACCGAUUCGCCUGCGGAGCUUUCUGGUCAGCCCUUGCCCUCUCGGAUAUUCAGUCUCCAAAGUCUCGAGUUGGCUUGGGCGCAGUCAAGGGACUCCUCCUGCGGCACCUGCGAUGGUGGGCGAAACAGCCAGAGAUCUUCAAUUCAGACGGUACAAUGAAUAUUGGCUAUACGUACCCCAACAUGUACAUGUCUGAAGACUAUAACUCCAGACAAUCGGUCUACUGGUGCUUGAAAUCUUUCGUCGUGCUGGGGUUACCAUCAGAUCACCCAUUCUGGACUGUCCAAGAAGAGUCCCAUCCGAUCUACUCCUUGGUUCCAGGGGCCAGAUUUCCUAACUCUACCAAGGUCUUUAAACCACCGCAUCAGAUAGUAUGCCACUCUGAAGAGCAUCAUUAUCUUCUAUCAGCGGGACAGAUGACCACCAAAAUGUUCAAGGCCAGAGAAGCAAAGUAUGGAAAGUUCGCAUACUCUUCUGCCUUUGGGUACAGCGUUCCAACUGGCUUGGAACUCCACCAGGUUGCGCCCGACAGCACCUUGGCAUUGAGCUUCGAUGAUGGCGAAACGUGGAGGGUCAGAUCGCAGCCAGUCGAUGUUUGCUUUGAAACUAUAUCUAUUCACUCUGCAAAAGGUCGUGGCCAUCUUCCUGCUAUUAUCAGCACGUGGAGGCCGGCAAAGAACCUCGACCUAACAGUCCGAACGACUUUGGUCCCUUUGACCUAUCAUUAUCCGGGAUGGCACAUUCGUAUACACCACGUGAAUGGCCUUGGUGGAGUCAAUAACAUCCCGUGGUUCAACGGCUUUGAAAUGGUGGACAGCUCGUUCGCUGUAAACGCACUGACGAAAGAGGGAUACCAUAUCCCUGAUAUAGGCAAGACGGACAUAAAGCAUGACGGGCAGUUCGCUGAAGGGUGUGUUACUGAGCCAUCUAGUGUUCUCGUCAAAUCCAGAAGUGGAGUCAGUGGCAUUGUUGAUUUGACACCAACUAUCCACUUCAAAGGGGCGAUUCGCCGUGAUGAACCGAAGCAGGGAGGGAAGGGAUAUCUGAUUCAAGCAGAUCCUAACACAAACUUGAUCGCACAGAGGACUUUCAUUCCUUCGAUCCGGUAUUCUGGCACACAUCUCACCAGCAGUCAAUCUAACUUCACGUCUGACGCUCCGCCUCCAGCCAUUGUUGCAACUGCAGUGUUUGGUGUGAGUAAUGUGAACCAGAGCCUGAAAUAUGUGCCAAAUGACUGGUACUAUUUCAAAGAUGAUUGGGGAUUCAUGACCGUGUUAGAGGUUGAUAUAACUACGGCUGGUGAAAUGAGCGUUAGCAUUCAGCGGAUAACACCUCCUGGGACCUUAGAAAAGGGGCCUUUAUAA